Dentiscutata heterogama is the source of this 873-nucleotide messenger RNA. The record is from the annotation of a GenBank genome assembly. Lineage: Eukaryota; Fungi; Glomeromycota; Glomeromycetes; Diversisporales; Gigasporaceae.
AUGGCUCUUGAAAGACUUGCUAAGCUCGAACGUCCAAUUAAGUGGCUAGCUAAUGACCUUGAAAAUUCAACCAAUAAUGAUUAUCGUCGUGAUGGUGCUAAAAUUCAUGACAAGCUAUUAUCAAAUGAAGAAUUUAAAGUUGUAAAAGCUCUUGUUGAACUUUUAUGUCCAUUUGAUAAAGCCACAGAAAUUCUUUCCAGAUCAAAUUAUGCUACAUUGAGUAUAAUGGUUCCAAUAAUCGAAGAAUUAGUUCAUCGACUAAAUAAUACAGAUAGUGAUUUCAAUAUUAUAAAUGAGGUAAAAGAAGAAAUUUUAUCUAACCUGUCAAGUCGAUGGUCACUGCCACAUGAUUAUGGAAUGUAUGCGUCUUUACUUGAUCCUCGAUUCAAGAAUCUAUCUUUCUGUUCAAAUACGCUAAAACAGAGAACAAUUGAAGGGUUACGAAAUCAGUUCAAUGAAUUAAAAAGUAUAAGUCAAGCAGAAACUAAUACAAGUUUACCUAGAGAAGAGGCUGUAAAAAAAAAAAAUUCAGCAAUGAAGAGCUUUUUCUCUUCAGUCCAGCAGCAGCAUGAUGAAUUUGUAGAGCAAACCGAAAUUGAUAAAUAUCUUGCACUUCCUGAAAUUGAAACAACAGAAGAAAAUGACCUGGUAGUUUGGUGGAAGCAGCGAAGAUUAGAAUUCCCAAUUCUUUGCACACUUGCAAAAAAAUACCUUGCAAUUCCCGCUUCGUCUGUCCCUUCAGAACGCUUGUUCUCAGAUGCCGGCAACCAUGUAACUCUCAAACGAAACCGAUUAGACCCCUACCUCUUGCAUCAAUUGUUAUUUUUAAAACGAAAUCUUGCUUAUGUAGAUAUUUUUCCCCCAAUUAAAUAG